Messenger RNA from Eimeria maxima, 810 nucleotides. RefSeq lists its product as hypothetical. The record is from RefSeq and is a predicted model, not a curated record. Bases 1 to 810 code for a protein of 269 amino acids. Lineage: Eukaryota; Apicomplexa; Conoidasida; Eucoccidiorida; Eimeriidae. The transcript is spliced from 4 exons.
AUGGGGGCCCCCCUGUUGAGGUCCUUUAAGGGGGCCCCCCGAGAGAAGGGCCCCCCCCCAAGCUUGCUGCAUGCAAAGGGGAGACCAGGAGGAGGAGGAGGUGUAGGCCCUAAGAAGAAGACAGCGCAGCAGAAGCAGCAGCACCAGCUGCAGCUGCAGAAGAUGCAGCAGAAGCAGCAGCAGCAGGGUUUGCUAGGAGGGUUUGCUAAGCAUAAAAAGGCAAAAAAAGCAAAAGAAGCAGACGGGGGCCCCCUGGGUACUAAAAAGGGUACAGCUGCAUUGAGGGCCAAAAAGAAAAAGGAUACAGUCAUGGGGGCCCCCCCAGAGGGCCCCCUUAUUGAGGGCGCAAACCUAGAAGCAAGAGAUCUUCCUUAUGAUAUGGUGUCUGAUGAGGUAUUUGAAGGAUAUAAAUUAUUUGGUCGUCUUUGUGAUCGAUUUGUUCCUCAUGGAAGUCUUUUUCCUUCUUUACGUCUUUUUAUAGAUAGAUUAUUUACUGGAUAUUCUAGGUAUUUAGGUAUAACAGAGGAUCAAUUUAAGAUAAGAGUUGAGUAUGAAUGGCGAUUUAUAUUACCAUUAAAAAAGGACCCUCUUGCUCCGGACCCUAAGGGGGCCCCUGAGGGGGCCCCUGAGGGGGCCCCUAAUGGGGCCCCUAAUGCGGCCCAGGAGGGAGACGGUACUGAGGGGGCCCUUUAUGACUCUUCUCCCUUUGAUUCCCUUGAUGAGCGUCUCUGUCAAGCAUGGGCAGCGAAGAGAGGUUUGACGAUUAUUGACGAAGAAACAGCAAAGAAGGCAGUAAGUGUCUCCUUUUAG